Molecule: messenger RNA, 555 nt
Organism: Phragmites australis (common reed)
Lineage: Eukaryota; Viridiplantae; Streptophyta; Magnoliopsida; Poales; Poaceae
Exons: 1
Coding region: 1-555 (184 amino acids)
Source: RefSeq, a predicted model, not a curated record
AUGACCAAUCAAACCCACCUACUGGAGGCCAUAGCUCAGGCAGGAAUCAACAAUAGAGGUUAUGGAUCUCAGAAUAAGAUGGCAGAAUUUAUGAGGAUCAGACCCCCAACCUUUGAUAGUACCGACGACCCCUUGGAGGCUGAUGAUUGGCUCCGGGCAAUCACUAGGAAGCUCCAUGUCGUCAACUGUGAGGGUCGAGACAGGGUUAAUCUUGCCGCUCACCAACUCACCAGGUCAGCAGUAGAAUGGUGGGAGAACUACUGCGAAGCAUCAGUGAAUGUCGAUGCCAUCACUUGGGAAGAAUUCUGUGAGGAGUUUAGGAAAUACCAUGUACCGACAGGAAUUAUGGAGAUGAAGGCCGAUGAAUUCCGUGACCUAAAGCAAGGGUCAAUGACAGUGAACCAGUACAUUCGGAAGUUCAUCCGCCUUUCCCAUUACGCACCAGAAGAAGUAUCAACAGAUAAGAAGAAGCAUGAUCGCUUCAAAAAGGGGGGCUGCAACACAAUUUGUAUGUUUAGCUUGUACCUGUUAUCUACCCUGACUUCAAUACCCUGA